AUGUAUUUAGGUAUUAAGAAUAUAAAUAAAAAUAAUGAAAAGAGAUAUUCUAGUAUGACUCAUAAAGAAAAACUUGACCUAAAAAAAAGAAUUAUACAGGAUGGCUUGAAUUUUUCUCAAAAUUUUUCUUAUUCUAACUUUAUAAAUUAUCAAUAUUUAUCUCAUAUUUAUACUAAGAAUAUAGAAGAAUUAAAUGAAAUAGAAAAAAUUUUUGAAGAAAUAAAAUUUGAUAACAGAAAAAAAAAGGAAUUAUUAGAAUUAGCAAGACAACAAAUACCUCUAUUUUAUUUUCCUCUAAAUAAUAUGUAUAAUGAAGAUGAAUUAAAAUAUCUUGAAAAUGUGGUUAUUCCUUAUGUUAACAAGCAAAAUGAAAUUAAAGAAAUUAAAAAAUAUAUUUUUAAUGCUUAUCAAAAUUACAUUAUUUACAAUGAUAUAUUUCAAAUAUGGUCAGAUGAAUUAGAAUCGUUGAAUAAAUAUAUUAUUCUGGAAACUUAUAGAAAUAAAAUGAAUUUGUAUGAAGAUAAUGAAAUACAUGAAGAGAAAAAAGAAAUAAUACACUUUAACAAAAUAGAAAAGAUAAAGAGAAGAAUUAAAAUGCAUAUAGCUAAGGAUAGUAAAGUCAUAAAAGAAAAUAAUAAAACUCAAGAACAAUACAAAAUGCAAUCAGAAAAGAUAGAAAAAUCAGAUAUUAAUUUUGAUGAAUGGUUAUAG
Molecule: messenger RNA, 711 nt
Organism: Plasmodium relictum
Lineage: Eukaryota; Apicomplexa; Aconoidasida; Haemosporida; Plasmodiidae
Product: conserved Plasmodium protein, unknown function
Exons: 6
Coding region: 1-711 (236 amino acids)
Source: RefSeq, a predicted model, not a curated record